CACUUGCGUUUUGCGGGGCGAGAGCUCUCCGAGGACAUGGCGCUGGUGGAUGUCUGCGGAUUCCGGGACUGGGCUCGGGACUUCUCGCCUUUCGGAGCGAGGAGCCCGUGUCUGGGUGAACGUGGGGGUUUCGGGGUCGUGGCCGGGCAACUGGCGGUGCCGGUGGGGCUGGAUCCAGUGAAGUUCCUGGAACCAUACGUGGAAGGUGACGAGGAAGUACAGAUCAAACUGCAGCAUGGAACAACCACUCUGGCUUUUAAGUUUCAGCACGGGGUCAUGGUUGCUGUGGAUUCCAGAGCAUCAUCCGGAUCCUAUGUCAGCACUCAGGCAUUCAAGAAGGUGAUUGAGAUUAACCCCUACCUGCUGGGUACGAUGUCAGGCAGUGCUGCAGACUGUGUCUUCUGGGAGAGAAUGCUGGCCAAACAGUGCAGGAUAUAUAAAUUACGGAACAAGAAACGCAUCUCGGUGUCUGCUGCCUCCAAGCUCCUGGCUAACAUGGUGUCAGAGUAUAAAGGCAUGGGGCUGUCAAUGGGCACCAUGAUCUGUGGCUGGGACAGCAAGGGGCCGGGCCUGUACUACGUGGAUGACAAUGCGCUGAGGCUGUCUGGCAACAUGUUCUCCACUGGAUCGGGCUGCAGUUAUGCAUACGGUGUCAUGGACAGUGGGUACAGAUAUGAUCUGUCCGUUCAGGAGGCCUAUGACCUGGCACAGCGAGCUAUCUACCACGCCACCCAUCGAGAUGCUUACUCAGGAGGCACAGUCAACAUGUACCACAUGCGAGAAAAUGGAUGGAUUAAAGUGUCUCAGGAAGACGUUGGUGCUUUGCACUAUAAGUACACGGCAGAGGUGCAGUGAGCCAUGCGGAGCAUCCACCCAGUAACGGCAACGCACAAUUAAGGAUAACCGAAUCAUUCUAAUGCACCAGGAGAGGCAGGCGUGAACAGACCUGGGUUUGUGUUUCCUGACAGGCUGUGGCAUUUGCAAAUUUACGAUGAAAAAUAAACGUGCU
Molecule: messenger RNA, 1009 nt
Organism: Pristis pectinata (smalltooth sawfish)
Lineage: Eukaryota; Metazoa; Chordata; Chondrichthyes; Rhinopristiformes; Pristidae
Gene: psmb8a
Product: proteasome 20S subunit beta 8A
Exons: 6
Coding region: 37-855 (272 amino acids)
Cellular component (GO): proteasome core complex
Molecular function (GO): threonine-type endopeptidase activity
Source: RefSeq, a predicted model, not a curated record